AUGGAUCAGUCGCAGCGCACAGUCGCUGCUGUUCCUUCAUCUUCUCGAUCGUAUCAGUUUCACCCUGCGCGUACUGCAAUCCUUGAUCUCUUCAAUCUCUACUUAGGGAGAGGAAGUCGACAAAAGCCCGACGAGUCCGUCCGAGAAUCCCCGAACAAAUCCCAUAAGCGUGUUCAUGCUCCCAAUAGAGACUUACCCCCUAGAAACGAGCAGUUCAUUUCUGAUUUCGAGCAACUUCAGAGCCAAUUCGGUGAUCCAGAGCAAUUGAGGACGAUCACGGAAUCAGUUUUGAUAUCUCUGGUUGUGCAAAAUAGCAAUCAUGCACCUAGAGCUGAGUUUCUUCUCUUUGCUUUGCGUACAUUGUGUAGAAUCAGUUACAUUAACUGGGAUACUUUUUUACCGUCCAUACUCUCUUCGGUUUCCGCUACCGAGGCGACAAUAAGCCAAGUUGCUCAAGCAGCAACGUCUUCUACUUCUUCACAGUCUUUAGUUCCUAUACCUUCCAAUGCUGUCACUAAUUAUCAUUCCAACAACCAAACCUCACUGCUGCCUUCACCUCAUGGUAUUGGUUCUCCAGCACCUUCAGGAAAUGAACCAGGUUCUGUAAGAUCUUUGGAUGUUGCUGGUAAUGGGAUGCAGAUUGCAAGGGCAGGCCAAACUGUAAGAGAGAAUGCUAUGAAUAGUCAACGCGUAAGAGCUGCUGCUAUAAACAGUCUACGCCAGCUCAGUUGCAAGAUUAUUCUGAUUGGCAUUGAAUAUAAACUCAAACCAGUCACUCAUGCCGAGAUUUUCCAGUGCAUGAUGAAUUGGCUUGUGAACUGGGACAGGAGAGAUCUGGGAACUGAGGAUAUUGCAGGAAAGUCGUGGAGAUCUGAGAAGACUUUAGCUGAAUGGUUACGUAGUUGUUUGGAUGUGAUCUGGUUGUUGGUAGAAGAAGGUGAAUCUCGAAUUCCGUUUUAUGAGUUGUUGCGCAGUGGUCUACAGUUUAUAGAGAAUAUACCUGAUGAUGAAGCCUUGUUCACUCUUAUUAUGGAGAUACACCGAAGGCGAGAUGCGAUGGCCAUGCACAUGCUCAUGUUGGACCAACAUCUUCACUGUCCAACGUUUGGUACCCAUCGUAUAUUGUCCCAAACAACUCCCAAUGUUUCAGUUGAAGCUGUGGCUCACCUUCGCUAUUCACCAAUUACAUACCCAAGUGUGCUUGGGGAACCUUUGUAUGGAGAGGAUCUGGCAAUGUCUAUACCAAAAGGAAGCCUGGAUUGGGAGAGAGCAGUGCGCUGCAUUAGACAUGCUAUUCGCACUACACCGUCACCGGACUGGUGGAAACGUGUCCUUGUUGUGGCCCCCUGUUAUAGACCUUCUUCCCAAUCAGGGCCUAUCCCUGGUGCUGUUUUCACUUCUGACAUGAUUUGUGAGGCAAUCAUUGACAGGAUUGUUGAGCUUCUUAAGCUGUCCAACUCGGAUGCUAAUUGCUGGCAAGAGUGGCUAGUUUUCUCAGAUAUUUUCUUCUUUCUAAUCAAAAGUGGGUGUACUGAUUUUGUUGAUUUCAUUGAUAAGUUGGUCUUACGACUUAAUGGUGUUGAUAACCAUAUUCUUCGAACAAAUCAUGUAACGUGGUUGCUUGCACAAAUAAUACGCGUGGAGCUUGUGAUGACUGCUUUGAACUCUGAUGCUAAAAAGGUGGAAACUACUAGGAAGAUCUUAUCAUUUCACAGGGAAGAUAGAAACUCUGAUCCGAACAAUCCUCAGAGUGUGUUGCUUGACUUCGUAAGCAGUUGUCAGAAUCUACGGAUUUGGUCACUAAGCUCAACAACUAGGGAUUUCCUAAAUAAUGAACAACUGCUGAAGGGAAAACAGAUCGAUGAGUGGUGGAGAAGCAACGGAGAGCGCAUGAUGGAUUAUAUGAAUAUGGAUGAUAAAUCGAUUGGCAUGUUUUGGGUUGUUUCCUACACCAUGGCACAACCGGCAUGUGAAACAGUUAUAAAUUGGUUAUCUUCAGCUGGCAUGGCUGAGUUGCCGGGAUUACAGCCAAACGACAGAGUGAUGAUGAUGCAGGAAGUGACCCCAUUACCGAUGUCAUUGUUAUCUGGCUUUUCAAUGAACUUAUGCUUGAAAUUGGCCCUUCAGAUGGAAGAAGCUUUGUUUGUUAGCCAGGUUGUUCCUAGCAUUGCAAUGGUUGAGACAUACACACGAUUGCUGCUCAUUUCCCCUCACUCAAUGUUCCGUUCGCAUUUCAGUCAAUUGGCCCAGAGAAAUGCUUCUCUGCUAAGCAAGCCUGGGGUGACUUUGCUUGUCCUUGAGAUUCUGAAUUAUCGUUUGCUUCCGCUAUACAGAUACCAAGGAAAGAGCAAAACUUUAAUGUAUGAUGUUACUAAAAUAAUCUCUGCAUUGAAAGGAAAACGUGGUGACCACCGUAUAUUCAGGCUAGCUGAAAACUUAUGCAUGAAUCUCAUUUUAUCACUCAGAGACUUCUUUUCUGUGAAACGAGAGGGAAAAGGGCCAACUGAGUUCACUGAAACAUUAAACCGCAUAACCAUCAUGACUCUUGCUAUCACAAUCAAAACACGUGGUAUCGCAGAUGCUGAUCACCUUGUCUAUCUGCAAACCAUGUUGGAACAAAUACUCGCAACAAGUCAGCAUACGUGGUCAGAGAAGACACUGCGCCAUUUCCCAUCUCUUCUCGGUGACACUUUGUUUGGACGGGUAGACAAGAGGGGCCUAUCAAUUCAAGCGUGGCAACAGGCUGAAACCACUGUGAUAAACCAGUGUACUCAGCUUCUCUCACCAUCUGCUGAACCCGCUUAUGUUAUGACAUACCUCAGUCACAGUUUUUUUCAACACCGUCAGUAUCUAUGUGCUGGUGCUUGUCUACUGAUGCAAGGCCACCCUGAUAACAUCAACAGCGCAAAUCUGGCACGGGUUCUGAGAGAAGUUUCUCCUGAAGAAGUCACUGCUAACAUAUACACUUUGGUAGAUGUUCUACUUCACCACAUUCAUAUAGACCUUCAGCAAGGGCUCUCUUUAAAGGAUACAAUAGCCAAGGUAGAUGCAAAUCUUGCAUUUUUCUUCUUUACACACGAAAUGCUUCCUCUCGACAUUUUUCUUCUGUCGCUCAUUGACCGCGAUGAUGAUCCGUACGCCUUGAGAAUUGCAAUAAACCUACUUCACUCGCCGGACCUUCAACAGAGGAUUAAACUGUACUGCGCAAACCGUGGGCUUCCUGAGCACUGGCUUUUCACGCAGGUGUUCAACCGCAAUGAACUCCAGAAGGCCCUUGGUAACCAUCUUUCUUGGAAGGACAGGUAUCCAACGUUCUUUGAUGAUGUUGCGGCACGUUUGCUUCCAGUUAUGCCUCUAGUGGUGUACAGGCUCAUCGAGAACGAUGCGGUUGAGGCAGCUGAUAAUCUUUUGAGUGUGUACUCUUAUUUUCUGGCUUAUCAUCCUCUCAGAUUCACGUUUGUACGUGACAUACUCGCCUAUUUCUAUGGUCAUCUUCCCCCGAAACUUAUUGUGCGCAUUCUCAAAGUACUUGAUCUCAGCAAGAUUCCAUUCUCAGAAUCAUUCCCGCAGCACCUUAGCUCUGCCAGUCCUGCCAUUCCUGCCAUUCCCGCCGUAUGCCCACCUCUGGAUUACUUCGCCACUUUGCUGCUUAAUCUCGUAAACAACGUUAUACCUCCACUUAGCAGCAGCAGCAACUGCAGCUCGAGGUCUGGCUCAAUGGCAAAUAUCUUAAACAGCUCAGCGAGACCUCCUCAUGGAAAAACUCCAGGAGUAUCUCAACCCGGACCAGCAAACGCCUCUGAGGGCCAGAAAGCAUUCUAUCAGAUCCAGGACCCGGGAACUUACACUCAAUUGGUUCUUGAGACAGCCGUAAUCGAGAUCCUCUCGCUUCCUGUCUCCGCUGCUCAGAUUGUCUCUUCGCUUGUCCAGAUAAUUGUCAACAUACAAUCAACCCUGAUUCAAUCUGGCAAUGGAUUCCAUGGCGCUGCAAAUGGGGUGGGGCAAGGGUCGGUACUGCCUACGUCUCCCUCAGGAGGGAGCACUGACUCCAUGAGCGCUAGCCGGUCCACUAGUGUGAUUCCUGGUAUCAACACGGCUAGCUUCGUCUCUAGAAGCGGUUAUACAUGCCAACAACUGUCGUGUCUGCUGAUCCAAGCUUGUGGACUUUUGCUGGCUCAGCUGCCUCCAGAUUUCCACAUGCAGCUUUACAUGGAGGCGUCACGUGUUAUAAAGGAGACAUGGUGGCUGAAUGACGAUAAGAGAUCAGCGGGUGAACUGGACUCGGCUGUUGGAUAUGCUUUGAUGGAUCCUACAUGGGCUGCUCAGGACAACACCUCCACAGCCAUAGGAAAUAUAGUCGCUUUGCUCCAUGCUUUCUUCAGCAAUCUCCCACAAGAAUGGCUUGAUGGCACGCAUGUCAUCAUCAAGAACCUCCGGCCUGUGACAUCUGUUGCAAUGCUCAGAGUCGCAUUUCGUAUUAUGGGGCCACUGCUCCCGAGGCUCUCCAACACACAUACGCUUUUUAACAAGACGCUAACCCUUCUCUUGAGCACAUUGGUCGAAGUUUUUGGAAAGAACUCUCAGACAACAGUUCCUGUAGAAGCAUCCCAGAUUGCAGAUCUUAUUGAUUUCCUACACCAUGUAGUUCACUACGAGGGACAAGGAGGAGCUGUCCAAGCUAGCAGCAAGCCGAGACCAGACAUCUUGGCGUUAAUCGGAAAAGCAGCAGACUCUCUCCGACCAGAUGUCCAACACCUUCUCUCUCACCUCAAAACCGAUCCCAAUUCAUCCAUAUACGCGGCCGCUCAUCAGAAUACCGCAAAGACCAACACAUCUUAA
Messenger RNA from Arabis nemorensis, 4839 nucleotides. The record is from the annotation of a GenBank genome assembly. Lineage: Eukaryota; Viridiplantae; Streptophyta; Magnoliopsida; Brassicales; Brassicaceae.